This is a messenger RNA of Oryctolagus cuniculus (rabbit), 6135 nucleotides long. The record is from RefSeq and is a predicted model, not a curated record. NCBI's taxonomy places the organism in Eukaryota, Metazoa, Chordata, Mammalia, Lagomorpha, Leporidae.
GCGGGCACUGGGCAGCCCCCACCCCCACCCCCGGGACGGGGCUGGCGCCGGAAACGGGCGCCGGGGGCCGCCGUGCCGCCGUGUGGGAGAAUGUGUGUGACCUUGUGGGACGGCGUGUGUGGCCGUGCGAGGCCUCGUGCAGCGCCGCGAGACCGUGUGACAGCGUGGGACGGUGCGGGAGGAACCUGGGAGGGUGCAGGGGCCUGUGACCGCGUCUGCGAGGCUGUCGUCGUGUGUGGGCGGUGUGAGGGGCGUGCGACUGCGGGCGGGGCGUCCUGAUCCCCAGACCCGGGAUUCUUCAGGGACUCACUUUCCGAGGCAGACUCAGAAGUUGGGAUGGCUGUUCGCACGGCAGCCGCUCCCGCCCCUUUCCUCUCCCUGAGAAUCCAGGUGGACUUCCAGGCAGAGUUUCUUAACCAGGAACAGAUCCGGCCUGUCCUAACUCUGGACAUGGGCCCCUCUGGUUCUCCAAGGCAUGCGCUCUGUGUCUUUUUCUCCUGUCCUUGCAAAAAGGCUAGGGACAAGCGCCCUGUCAGCAUCACCGCCUGGUGAAGACUAACAAGCAGACUUGGUCUCCACUUUGGUUACUUGCAUAUUACCAUGACACCUCAGUGACACAUAGAUCUGCUUCCGCGGUGGGGAGAGAAACGGAAGGAGAAGGAAAGGAGCUUCGGAGGCUCGUGAUGCUGGGAGCUGCAGGAAAGGCCUGGUGUUUUGUGGUUUGUCCCCUCUCCCAGCUGUUUCUCAGGAUUCUUCCCUUCUCCACAGAGGAGCCUGAAGAAGCAGGACCGAAGACCUGUCAUACAUUCUUAGUCUUAAAGCCAUGUCCAAGGAUUUGGUGACAUUUGGGGAUGUGGCUGUAAACUUUACUCAAGAGGAAUGGGAGUGGCUGAACCCCGCUCAGCGGAACUUGUACAGGAAGGUGAUGUUGGAGAACUACAGGAGCCUAGCGUCACUAGGAGUUUCUGCUAAGCCAGAUGUGAUCUCAUUAUUGGAGCAAGGAAAAGAACCCUGGAUGGUGAAGGAGGGAACAAGAGGCACAUGCCCUGAUUGGGAGUAUGUAUUUGAAAGCAGUGAAUUUUCAUCAAAUCAAGAUAUUUUUGAAGAAUCAUCCAAACUAAUGACAACGGGAAGAAGCCAUCUUGGUCAUAGCCUUGACUGCCGCAGUUUGAAAGAAGACUCUGAAAGUUUGGACUGGUGUAAAAAACAUUUGGGAAGUCAGGAGCCACAUUCUAGUCAAUUGAUCAUCGAUGAUAAAGAAAUCCUCUCUGAAGAUCAAAGUAAUAAGUAUAAUAAACCUUGGCAAACAUUCCAUCAGGUUGCAAUACUAGAUAUACAACAGAAUUUUCCCACCAAGGAAACAGUACAUAAGCAUGUGCCACAAAAAAGAAGUUACCGAAAAAAAUCUGUUGAAAUGAAACACAAGAAAGCCUAUGUAGAAAAGAAACUUUUGAAAUGUAAUGAAUGUGAGAAAGUCUUCAACCAGAGUUCAUCCCUUACUCUUCAUCAGAGAAUCCAUACUGGAGAGAAACCCUAUGCAUGUGUUGAAUGUGGGAAAACCUUCAGCCAGAGUGCAAACCUAGCUCAACAUAAAAGAAUACACACUGGGGAGAAACCCUAUGAAUGUAAAGAAUGUAGGAAAGCCUUCAGCCAGAAUGCACACCUUGCCCAACACCAGAGAGUUCACACUGGAGAGAAACCUUAUCAGUGUAAAGAAUGUCAAAAAGCCUUCAGCCAGAUUGCACACCUGACUCAACAUCAGAGAGUUCAUACUGGAGAGAGACCUUUUGAAUGUAUUGAAUGUGGGAAAGCCUUUAGUAAUGGUUCAUUUCUCGCUCAGCAUCAGAGAAUUCACACAGGGGAGAAACCUUACGUAUGUAACGUGUGCGCAAAAGCCUUUAGCCAUCGUGGGUACCUAAUUGUACAUCAGAGAAUUCAUACUGGAGAGAGACCCUAUGAGUGUAAGGAGUGCAGGAAAGCCUUCAGCCAAUACGCACAUCUUGCACAACAUCAGAGAGUUCACACUGGAGAAAAACCCUAUGAAUGUAAAGUGUGUAGGAAAGCCUUCAGCCAGAUUGCAUACCUUGAUCAACACCAAAGGGUUCAUACUGGAGAGAAACCCUAUGAAUGCAUUGAAUGUGGGAAGGCCUUUAGCAAUAGUUCAUCACUUGCGCAACACCAGAGAAGUCACACUGGAGAAAAGCCCUAUAUGUGCAAGGAAUGUAGAAAAACGUUUAGCCAAAAUGCAGGCCUUGCUCAGCAUCAAAGAAUUCAUACGGGAGAGAAACCUUAUGAAUGUAACAUCUGUGGGAAAGCCUUUAGCUAUAGUGGAUCUCUGACCUUACAUCAGAGAAUUCAUACUGGAGAGAGGCCCUAUGAAUGUAAAGACUGCAGGAAAUCCUUCAGGCAGCGUGCACACCUCGCUCACCACGAGAGAAUUCAUACUAUGGAGUCGUUCUUGACUCUUUCCUCACCUGCCACAUCCAAUCAGUUACCAAGACCUGUAGGUUUUAUCUCUUAAAUCUGUUAAGAAUCUGACCCCUUUAAUCCAUUUCCACUUUAUCAUCCUAGUCUAAUACAUAUUAAUCUGUUUGAUAUAGAAUAUGGAAAUAACAUUCUACUUGGUCUCUGUACUUUCACAAUUCUUUGUCAGUUGUCCACAUUGCAUCAAACCUAUAUUUUUAAAAAGUAAUUCUGAUCAUAUCAUUUCCCUUUUAUUAAAAUCCCUCAGUGGCAUCCCUUAGUUGUAGGUUAAAGCAUACAUUCCUCAAAAUAGCUAAAAGAUCCCCAACGUCCUCCAAUACCUUUUUGUUGGACUACCUUCUAAAUCCCUUUUUCAAGUAAAUAUCCAUCUUGUUUUCAGGAUACUCAUCCAAAAUUAAGAACUUAUUCCAACAUCAAAUAGAUGUUGGUUCCAAUCCUUCCUCUUCCAUUUUGUAGCCCUCUAAUUAGGGGGUCCAUUUUGUUCUUUUAAACUUCAAUCCUCUUACUUAUAUUAUGGAAAUAAUAAUGGUACUACCUCAAAAGUUAGUGGGAAAGGUAAAUAAUGCAUGUAAACUCAGCAGAGUGCCUAGCAUAAAAUAAUAAAUAUUAAUGUAAAGAAAAAGAUACCAUGUAUAAAAAGAAGAGUUGAUAUCUCAUUCCCUCACCUGAGAAAUAAGAAGCAAGUUAGGGUCGGGAAGGUAGGAAGUUUUUUUUUUUUUUUUUUUUUAUCGCUAAGGAAAGAAAUUGCGAGGAGUUUUGAUAAGGAACAGCAGUAACUCUUCUGCAGACAGUGAUGAGGAUAUCUGAUAUAGUACUGAUACUAGUUUCCAUGAUGAUAUGGGUUAGAUGGUGGCUUCUAUUUCAAAAUGAAUAUAGAUACUCUGACUUCAUUGACAAGAAAAGCAACCUCAUUAGAUAUUCAACAAUGUGAAGAAGCGAGACUUUCUUUUAGAACAGGCAGAGUUAACGGAGAUGUAUUCACUAUUCACAUGUAAACAAAGGCAAAACAGAAAUUUGAAAACUUGAAAAGGCAAAUAGCCAAUGAAGAAUUUAAAAUGAAGUGUACGUUUGACCCCCUUUCCUAGUUCCAGUUGGAAAAACUGUAUCAAACAUUUAAAUUAGAAGUUUCCAAGGUUCCAUAGCUACAGGAGAAAAGAAAGUGAAACGUUAGGCUAGUACUCAUAAACUGCUGCUCAGACACGUUUGAUUUGGUAUGUGUUGAGUUUGAAAUGGACAGGAAUACCUUUGGGAGAGCAUUUGUUUUCCAGUUCUCCAAAGUUCAAACCAUUACAUGUUUCUUUCUAUCUAGUGUGCUUUAUUCUUUAUUUGUAUUACUUUCUAACUCCUGACGGCUUUGAGUAUGCAAUCAAUACAGUAACCAGUUCAUAUAUGAAUACAGAUACAAGGAAAAUGAUGAAAGUUUAAUGAAGGAUGAAAAUGAGGACUUGAAUAGAUACUUUGCUCUUCUCUGUGGGAAGACUUACUGUUACACAGAUGUUAGGAGCUCACAAAUUAACCUGCAGAUUCUUUGGACCUAACAAAAUCCCAAAAAAUGUUUCAAAGUUUGAAACAUUGCAUGUGAACAAUACACACACAUUCAUACAGAUAUACACAUAAAACACGGAAUAAAAGUGACUUCACAUGAUUCUGUUCUGUAUACAAAACAAGCCUUUUCUGUACUUUAAAGUUGAUGUACCUAAAUGUGGAAAGGAAAACUUAGAGAAUACUGACAUUUUAUAGUGAUGGAUAAGAACAGUCUUAAAAAUGGCAUGAGAUCUAGAAGCCUCCUCCUCUCCUCUCAUACACAAAGAUUCAUAGGUUAAUUGCAUAAGAAACAUUUUUUAAUGUUCAAAGAGUUACAAGAUUCUUUUAAGCUUCAGAAUGGGAGAAAAUCAUUACAACACAUAACCUAUAAAAUUCACAUCCUCAACAUAAAAGUGCUCCUACAAAUCAAUUAUAAAGUGACAGCUUCUGACCCCUAUGGGCAAAAUACAUAAACGGGCAAUGUGUGACUUAUGAACUAGGAUCAAGAAAAAAAAAAAAAAACAAUAAGAUAGCCAUUUUCCAGUAUACUGCUACAUUUUCAUUGUGAAAGCAUAGAUGUGGGAAAGUAUGAGUUUGUGUAAAUUUUCUGGUUGGCAAUCUGACAAAAUUUUCAUUGGGAAAACUAGGCACACAACUUCUCCCCAGAUCCCAUUCAUAGGCAUGUGAAAGGUACCAAACAAAAGGAUAGAAGGGUAAGGGGUCAUCAGUUGAUGAGAGAGUUAAAUGUUGUAAAAGACUAAAGGAAACUAGAGUUCAUUGACAAAGUACAAAUGGCUAAAAACAAACACCUGCUUAACCUCCCCUCAACUUCAGUGUUUAAAAGGUUAACCUUAGUAUCAAGGGAAGCUUAACAGUAUUUAGAGAAACAAACAGUGUAAUGUCAAAUAUUGGCAGUGACGCAGGGAAAUGAUUACUAACAUCGCAGCUACUGAUGAGGCAGAGAGGUUUUUUGUUUUUGUUUUUGUUUUUUUGCUUUGUUUUGUUUUGUUUUAGAGACAAAGUGGGUGAGAGACUGAGAGACAUAGGGAGAAAGGUCUUCCUUUUCCGUUGGUUCACCCCACAAUGGCCGCUGUGGCUGGCGCACUGCAGCCGGCGCAUCGCGCUGAUCAGAAGCCAGGAGCCAGGUGCUUCUCCUGGUCUCCCAUGCAGGUGCAGGGCCCAAGCACUUGGGCCAUCCUCCACUGCCUUCCUGGGCCACAGCAGAGAGCUGGACUGGAAGAGGAGCAACCGGGACAGAAUCCGGCACCCCAACCGGGACUAGCUGGCUCGGAAGAGGAGCAGCAGGGACUACAACCAUAUGCCCAUAUAGCAUUUAUGCAAAUGCUCAGAUUUUUUAACAUGUUAAAUGUUUCUUCUGGAGAGGGAACUGGGAUUGGCUGCUAAGUCAAAGGGAGACCUAAUGUAUCUAUACUGUCUAAAGUCUAAACCAAGAAAAUGAUAAUGUAAGUUAAAAUUGUUUAAGAUAUGAAAACAAAUUGAACUUGUGGAGAACUAGGUCAGCUAAAGUGAAGACCUGGCUGCCUAAAUUAAAGCCUUCUUUUUGGAAUUUGGAGGACCCUCUCAGGUAUUUGCAAAUCCUAGAUACUGGUGAAUUUUCCCACUCUGAGAAACACCUACAGUGAGAGUAUCCAAAGAAUUCCCCAUCAUUUACCUAAUUAAACCAUGUCAUGUGAUUAAGAUGAAUAAGUCUCAAGAUAUAACUAAAUAUAGAGUGGGAGAAAUCAUGUUACAACAGAAGAAAAUGAAAAUUUUAUCAAUCUGAUAUUUGAAUACAUGUUCCAUUUGUAAAACAAUGAGAAACUAUCUUUUUUAAAGGGAAAAACUAGGUAACAGAACUAAGUUUUGAAAAAAUACAUUGCUGUGGUUUGAAAGAAAUUUAAGGGAAAAUUUCAAGUAUAUAAGAACAAAAGAAAAUGACAGACAAAAAGGGACAGGAGAAUUCAUAAGGUCCAACAUCUAUUUUCUGGAAAUAGAAAAUGCAAGGGUGUAUCAAAUAAAUGAUUAAGACCCUUUCUAAACUGAAGAACGUAUGAACGGUCAGCUUGGAAUAUAACUCAAUGUUUGGACAGGAUGGAUUGGGAAAACCACAACAGGUAUAUAUAUAUA